Molecule: messenger RNA, 1122 nt
Organism: Cyanidioschyzon merolae strain 10D
Lineage: Eukaryota; Rhodophyta; Bangiophyceae; Cyanidiales; Cyanidiaceae
Exons: 1
Coding region: 1-1122 (373 amino acids)
Molecular function (GO): zinc ion binding
Source: RefSeq, a predicted model, not a curated record
AUGGCGGGGGUUGAGAGCGCAGUCUCGACGAACUUGCGCUUCUGUCGCAUCUGUCAUGAGGAGCAGGUCCUCCCCGGAGGCGACGCUGCACCCCUUGCGAGCAAAGCAGAGGAAACGAAGCAGCAGCUUCUCAGGACGUGGAGCUUUAUUCUCGUUCGAGGUUUCGUCCAGUUUACCAGGCGUGUUCACUGUGGUGCUUUGCGUUUGCUUCUGAAGCUCGUUCGCCAACUGCGUCGGUUGCGUCGCAAGCUGGGGUUCGGUGCUACCUGCGGCGAGGUCGAGACCAAGGACGAGUUACGGCCCUACGAGAAGGAGGCGCUCGACGACGUACGCGGCACCGUUGAGAACAGUCCUCAAGUCGAUAUGGAGUCUUUGAGUGAUCCCAAGACGCUCAUAGCUCCGUGUCGGUGCACAGGAACCCUCAAGUACGUCCACCAGGGGUGCCUGCGAAAGUGGUUGCGUCGUCAGCCAGACCCGAACUGCUGGCGUUGUGAAAUCUGUGGCCUUCGGUACGCAUCGCAGGUACAGUUCCGUCCGGCAUAUGAGUUCCUGUUUCAGUGGCCGCUGCGCCGAGAUAAGAGCGCCGGAAGCGACCUCGAUGAUGCCGCCGAGGACGACUGGUUCGUGGCAUCAUCCGACUGGGAUGCUCCCUCUCUGCAGGCAUCUGCAAACAAUGCAGACUGGGAGUACCUGGCAGCAAACCAGGAAAAUCAGACGCCCUCAUUUAUGGUGUGGAUUCUGCGGGGCUGGCAGGCGCUGACCCAAGCACAGCGCCAAGAUCCAGCAAUUGCCAGUCGAUGGCUUCAUUGGCUCCACAUUAUCUACAUUGGACUGUUCUCGCGGCACAUUUUUCGUCAGGGUCAGGAACUGGCGCAUUUGGUGAAGCAAACUGCCGCCUUGGAACCCUUAUCGCGAGCGUUGUAUCGCGGGAGUCAUGCGGUUCGCUCUGUGGUCGAAGCGAACGCGUUGGUAGCGCUGCGUACGGCGCUCAUCGCACAUUAUCUCAUUUUUCUCGCCGUUGAUGUGCGUUUUCUGUACCGCCAGUUCAAACUGUGGCGAUCAGCGACAGCUCGCAUUCUCAUCUUGAACUACACAGAGUCUGAGGCUCCAUCUCGGGGAUGA